Molecule: messenger RNA, 1251 nt
Organism: Trichoderma asperellum CBS 433.97
Lineage: Eukaryota; Fungi; Ascomycota; Sordariomycetes; Hypocreales; Hypocreaceae
Biological process (GO): GPI anchor biosynthetic process
Cellular component (GO): Golgi membrane
Molecular function (GO): glycosyltransferase activity
Source: RefSeq, a predicted model, not a curated record
UGUCACGCGACCGCAAUGAUGUCCGUCGCUCGCAUCAACGCCGCGUUUUGUAUUAUUUGGCUUCUUCUGUUUGCUUUUUCCUCUUUCUUUUCAUAUGAUGAUCCGUCUUCAAUAUUUUUCAAUGCCGAGCGAGCCUACAGACAACGCUUUUCGAGCGUGAGGACUGACGAGGCAGACGCAUAUAUCCAUAAUCCACCCGCCAGAGUCGUACCGAUCAAACCCGUCGAGAAGCUGCUAUGCAUCGGCAUCCCUAGCAUUAAUCGCACGACCGAGUCGUUCCUAGCCUCGACCGUUGCUACGUUAUCCGACACACUCACGCCAGAGGAGCGCGCAUCAAUUCGCAUUGUUGUGCUGCUCGCCGAUAAAACACCCUCGAAGCACUUUGCAUAUGGCCAAAGCUGGCUUGAACCACUUGUUGAUGAAGUUCUUCUCUAUGGCGAGCCACCUAAUGGAAGUUCGGUAUACCGCCGUAUACCGUUCAAUCUAAAAGAAGGAAAUAUCCGUGGUGAUGGUCGUGUAGAAAAUAUGAGACUGGAUCACUCGGCGCUCGUAGAAGCGUGCAGAGAGCAGGAGUAUCCAUAUUUCGCGCUGGUAGAGGACGAUAUUGUUACACUGCGAGACUGGUUUCCCCGAUUCAAAAAGGGCUUGGCAUUUGUCGAACAAAAGACCAAGGAGACUAAGAGAGAAUGGAUAUAUCUGCGAUUGUUUUACUCGGAGAUUUUGAUGGGAUGGAACAACGAAGAGUGGCUAUCCUACUCUAAAGUCAUCUUUUUGGUAUACACUGGCGUGUUAGCCGCAUUCCUGGCCGGGAGAAAAUACUAUAUCCGCAAGGGUGUUUCAACGGGUGUAUCGCCGCACACGCAGCGCUAUCUCGGAGCCCUCGUAUUUGGUCUUUGGUUGCCGGCUCUUAUUGCUCUUUACUUCCUAUCCGGCCGUCUAUCCGUUAACAGACUGAAUCCAUUCGGCUUGGGCGAAUUGCACGGAGCCCGAGAGAUGCCACAUUACGGGUGCUGCGCCCAAGGACUUGUUCUUCCUCAGAGACACUUGGAAGGCUUUCAAGCAUUACUGAGGGACCCACCAUACGGCUUCCCAGGAGAUAUGAUAUUGGAAGGCUAUGCAGAAGAUCGUGGACUAGUAAAAUGGGCAUUAGAGCCGAGUGUGUUUCAACAUGUUGGAUUUAAAGAGUCAUCCGAGGGAAAACGUCGAACUGAAGUUUGGAACUUUGGAUUUGAACGGCAAUAUAGAAAUUAG